Messenger RNA from Oldenlandia corymbosa var. corymbosa, 474 nucleotides. The record is from the annotation of a GenBank genome assembly. NCBI's taxonomy places the organism in Eukaryota, Viridiplantae, Streptophyta, Magnoliopsida, Gentianales, Rubiaceae.
AUGGGGAAUUGGGUCUUAGUAGAACUGCAGAGAAACUCAAGCAACUGGGACAAAGUUGUCGGAGAUAUAGUGAGAAUCGAGAAAAAGAUUUUCCCUAAACAUGAAUCACUGGCCAGAUUGUUCGAUGAAGAACUGCGGAAAAGGAACAGUGGGUUGAUUUACUCCCAGGUUGGUGGAGAUGUAGCGGGCUAUGUCAUGUAUUCUUGGCCCUCUUCACUUUAUGCUUCUAUCACCAAACUUGCAGUCAAGGACAAUCACAGAAGACAAGGCCUUGGUGAAGCAUUACUGAAGGCAGCAAUCCAGAAAUGUAGAAGCAGAAACAUCCAGCGGAUAUCGCUUCAUGUUGAUCCAGAAAGACAAGCAGCUAUGAACCUCUACCACAAAUCAGGAUUUAAAGAAGACACGCUAGUAGAAGGAUAUUAUUCUCCCGACCGAAAUGCCUUCCGAAUGUACCUAGAAUUUGACAAAAGUUAG